GAAAAGGGUACUUUUAUUACAAAAAAAUAUUUACAUGCAUUUAUUUAUUACUUAUUUCAACUUAAAAAUAAGUUGUUCAAUAUAAAACGUAUUGGCAAUUGUGUAUGAUUGUAAAGUUAAAACAAUCAAUUGUUGUUUUUAUGUAUUCACAAUGAGUUUCUUGUUCGGAAGUCGUUCAUCUAAAACAUUUAAACCAAAGAAAAACAUACCAGAAGGAACCCAUCAGUAUGAGUUGAUGAAACAUGCUGCUGCUACAUUGGGAUCAGGAAACUUAAGACUAGCUGUGAUGCUUCCAGAGGGCGAGGACUUAAAUGAAUGGGUUGCAGUGAAUACUGUGGACUUCUUUAAUCAAAUUAAUAUGCUUUAUGGAACAAUAACCGAAUUUUGUACAGAGGACAGCUGUCCUAUAAUGUCUGCCGGACCAAAAUAUGAAUACCAUUGGGCAGAUGGUCAUACAGUUAAGAAACCCAUUAAAUGUUCAGCACCAAAAUAUAUUGACUAUUUAAUGACUUGGGUCCAGGACCAAUUAGAUGAUGAAACAUUAUUUCCAUCAAAAAUAGGUGUCCCAUUUCCAAAAAACUUUCAAUCCAUUGCUAAAACUAUUCUGAAGAGGCUGUUUAGAGUGUAUGCCCAUAUAUAUCACCAACAUUUUAGUGAAGUGGUGCAAUUGGGAGAAGAGGCGCACUUGAAUACAUCCUUUAAACAUUUUAUAUUUUUCGUGCAGGAAUUCAGCUUGAUUGAACGCCGAGAACUGGCCCCUCUACAAGAAUUGAUUGAUAAGUUAACUGCGAAAGAGACUCGAUGAAUACUGUAAGCUUAAUAGGAUCUAUAUACCUCUGCCUUGUAUUUAAUUUGACUUGUGUGAUCCCUUUUGGUCUAUAGAAGAUUCUAACAAGGAACACAUAUUGCACAUGAUAUACUUUAUACUUUAGCGAUUGAGUUGAAGGAGCGAUUUUAUUAUUUAGGAUUUUCUUUUUACUGUUAUAUAGUUUUGUUAUAUUUAUAGUAGUUCAUUCGAUAUUUUUUAUAUCUAACGCAGUACGAAGUAUUUAUUUAGAUUGCUUAAUACAAUUUGUGAAACUUUGGAAGUGACAGGGUAUAAAAUUGAUCAAAUAUUUGGACUAUUUUGUCACUUCAAUGUUUUUUUAUUUAAGUAUCGUCUAGAUCUAGUCAAACGAUUUAGUUUUUGAGCAUUUUCAUUUUACAACAGUUAUGAAUCAUUUUAAUGUGCAAAAUAUGUGAAAAAAUAAAUUAAAGCAACAUUUAUUAUAAAAGUGACAUGAGGAAGUGUAUUUUUUAUUGAAUACUUAAGAAUCAUGUUAUGUUAACUAAUUUUCAACAAUUCGAAGUAGCAAAAUGGUCCAAAGGUUAUAUCUAUAGUUUUUAAUUUACUAUUAUACUUACCAAGUUUCAUAAACACCUGCUUCUUAGGGUUCCUGAAAGAUUUAGGACAUUAAACAUAUUUUUAUUUAACUUUGUUUGUAAAUCACACUUUACAACUUGACAAUGACUGUUUGGGUUUCAUAAUUUGGGUAUAGCAUCGAAUAUACUGCUUGAAGCUAUCUGGGGACUUGCACAAUCAUUCUGAAGUUGUAACAUACUGCACUGAAGUGCUCUGGAGUUUUAUCCAACACCACUGUUUUAAAAACACGAAAAAUUUAUAAUAGGCUGUUAGUAAAUAUUUUAUUUUCUUGUUUCUGUGUCAGUUUUUUAAUACUGUUCGGUAAAUACAUGUUACUUUCACAUUAUUUGAUUGAAAAUACUUCUAAAAUCUUGUUUUUUGACUUUAACCAUAAAAAUUGUUUUGGCAUUGGUUAAAUAGCCUAGUUUUUUUGUUGUAAGAGAUUUCUAGUUUUCCCCUCAUUUUGAAGUUCACUUUUAAUUUUCUCGAAUAUUCCUGCCAAGUUUCUUAAAAUUUUUAAAGAGAAUAUCACUGGAGAUGACAAAUUUCACCAGGGCUGUAGAAGAAUACACAGAAAAUAAUGCAAAAAUUGCAUUGUUUCAUAGAAAUCAAAAAAUUAAUGUAUUUUACUGAAAUUCAUAGUGUAUGAUGAUCUAUUAGUUAUUCAAAAAAUGCUAUGUAUCCGAGAACUCAUCUAAUUUAAUGAAAGGAUUGUCCAAAGGUGUUAAAUCCGCAGAUUAAGGUGGGCGUUUUCGCUAAAACGUUUUCGGAAUCCAUAUUCCAUCAUCAGUGUCUAGGAGUACAUAAUGUAGCCACUAAAUAUAUGGGUAAAAACCCGUUAACAAAUAAUUAGUUACAUUUGGUAUACAAUAUUUCUUAUAAUAUGUUAAGAUGUUAAAGUUACUGUUGGAUAAGGUAACAUGGCGACAUAUGACUGCACGACGGUGUAGCAACUAAGUUCCUUCCAUAGUCUUUGUAGACACUACAGCCAACUACAGGAAGUAGAUUCCUUGUGGAUUUUUCUCU
Diabrotica balteata is the source of this 2428-nucleotide messenger RNA. The record is from the annotation of a GenBank genome assembly. Lineage: Eukaryota; Metazoa; Arthropoda; Insecta; Coleoptera; Chrysomelidae.